UUCACUAGACCUCAAGAGGCCAGAGCCAAGUGUCAACCGAGGACGUCACAGACUUGCAGGCUCAGCCAGCAUCAGUCCUGAGCAACGCUUCUGCCCAGCAUGGAGUCCUCUGCAGAAUCAGCAAGCCUAAGAAAUAUUAUCAACUCAUUGCACUAAAGUCUACUGGGGGUUCCUGCUGAUAUACUCCAACCCAUUUUUGAAAAAGUAGUGUUUUCCAGCAUCCUCACCUAUCCAGAACAUAAAUAAAAACUUGGGAGUUUCUUGCUUACUAAUGAAAGCUAUGAAGUCUAAGUCCAUCUGGGCCCAGAACCCAUGUUGUAGCAUAAUGGUAUUUCAUCCAACCAAAGAAGAGUUUAAUGAUUUCGAUAACUACAUUGCUUAUAUGGAAUCCCAAGGUGCACACCGAGCAGGCCUGGCUAAGAUAAUACCACCCAAAGACUGGAAAGCCAGAGAGACCUACGACGAUAUCAGUGACAUCUUAAUAGCUGCUCCCCUCCAGCAGGUGACUUCUGGGCAGGCAGGUGUGUUUACUCAAUACCACAAAAAGAAGAAAGCCAUGACCAUGGGUGAGUACCGCCACUUAGCAAACAGUGAAAAACAUGGGACUCCACCACACUUGGAUUUUAAGGACCUGGAGCGAAAAUAUUGGAAAACACGCCUCUUUGGUUCACCAGAAUAUAGUGCGGACGUCAGUGGCUCCUUAUUCGAUACAAACACGAAGCAGUGGAGCCUUGGACACCUGGGAACCAUUCAGGACCUGCUGGAGCGGGAGUGCGGAGUGGUCAUCGAAGGCGUCAACACCCCCUACCUGUACUUCGGCAUGUGGAAGACCGCCUUCGCCUGGCACACGGAGGACAUGGACCUUUACAGCAUCAACUACCUGCACUUCGGGGAGCCCAAGACGUGGUACGCGGUGCCCCCGGAGCACGGCCGGCGCCUGGAACGCCUGGCCAGGGAGCUUUUCCCGGGCAGCUCGCGGGGCUGUGAGGCCUUCCUGCGGCACAAGGUGGCUCUCAUCUCGCCCACGGUCCUCAAGGACAACGGCAUCCCCUUCGGUCGGGUCACUCAGGAGGCUGGAGAGUUCAUAGUCACGUUUCCCUAUGGCUACCACUCUGGCUUCAACCAUGGCUUCAACUGCGCGGAAGCCAUCAAUUUCGCCUCCCCGCGCUGGAUCGAUUACGGCAAAGUGGCCUCGCAGUGCAGCUGCGGGGAGGCCCGGGUCGCCUUCUCCAUGGACGCCUUCGUGCGCAUCCUGCAACCGGAGCGCUACGAGCUGUGGAAACGCGGGCAGGACCGGACCGUGGUGGACCACACGCAGCCCACGGCGCCGGGCAGCCAGGGCCUGAACGCCUGGAGGGAGAUCCUCUCGGCCGGGGGAGCCGCUCUCGUCCCGAGGCACCACCAGCCCCGCCGCGCUCCGCGCCCCCGUGGGCCUGUAGCCGCGGGCGGUGGGACCCGCCCGCGAGUCCCUGAGCCUGCUGUGUCCCGGAGCCUCUCGUCGGCCCGGGGUUCUUGCUCUGCCGCCCAGUUCGGGGCUGCGGCCACCAGCACCUCCGGGGAGCCCGGCCCGACCCAGCCGCCGACCCCAGGUCCAUCCGCCCCGGAUCGCCACCCAGCUGGAAGCUGUGGCCCUCGUCGUCGGCCUUGGGAACAGGGGACUCAGGAGCCAACUGCUCCCCCCAGGGCUAAGAGGAGGCUUUCCUUAGACAUCGCUCAGGACCCAGAGGCUCAGCCCCUGCCUGUGGAUGCACCCUCGCCGGACAACGCUCACCCGCUCAGCCCUGGGCUCCAGCAACCCGCCGAGGAUUCUGGGUGUGGUUGUGGCCCUGUCCCCUAAGCCCAGGGGAUGCCUUUCUAACCCACUGCUCUUGCGUGGGGAUCCUUUGAGACUGGUCGCAUUUACAUUUCAGAGCUUUGGGUAUUGGCAGGUCACUAGUCUCUCUCCUUUUCCUCUUUCCCCUUCCCUUUCCACUUUUCUUGCCAAACUAGGCCCUUUUGACCAAUUAGGUCAGUAGAGACUCAGAUGAUAAUUGAUAAUCUUUCUGAGUCUUUGAUGUAUUGAAAAUGUGUUCUCUGCCAGUAUGGUAAGCAGAAUGUUAAAAUCUGACUUUACUAAAUAUAUUAAAGGUAACCAGAAUGUUAAAAUCUGACUUUAUUUUUUGUGGUGUUCAUUCAGUCAACUGAGAGGUGGUCGUUUUUUCUGUGCUUUUCUGAAUAGUUAUAUCAAAACAUUGCAAGCAAAACUUAUUUUUAUGAGCUUGUUGCCUUGUGUGAUGUUGGUGAGUGGGUUUGGGGUUGAUUGUUGGGUUCCAGCUGGCUGGCUGGGUUGGGGGAUUUGGUUGGCAGCCCUAUCUGAAGGAUGACUUGGUGGAAAUCACCUGGCACUUGGCUGAUCCAAGUUGCUAGCAGAGAUGAGCAAACAUAGGGCAAAAAGGGCCAGCAUGUGAAAAUCUUCUCUCCCAAGUCUCCACUGACUUCUCAGUGCUGUAUGUACAUUUCACGGGGUUAAGUCACUGAUACAUUCCAAUCAACACAUCCAAAAAUAAAUGAACAAGACAAUUUCAAGUGGGCAUAAGUUCUGUGAAGGGAUUAAAGGGGAUGGGGUGAUAGUGCAGAAUGGGCACUGUGUUUCUGGUGGUCAGGGGAUGCUUCAUGGAGCAGGAGACCUUUCUGAGUCCGAAAGGACAAGAAGGAAGGUCCAGAGCUGAUUGCCACUUGGAUGAAACAACAACUGUAACAGCCCGAACACAGAGCUUGGUGUUUUUGUGUGGAUAGAGAGGAAGCUCAUUUGUGUCUGGGGCAUAGAGAAGGGAGAGGCAAGGUCCAGGGUAUGUAGGACCUGUAGAUCAUAGUAAAUAUUGGGAGUUUUUUUCAGCUUGAAAUGAGAAGGCAUUGGAAGUUUAAAACAGCACAUGACAUGAUAUAAUUUGCAUAUUUAAGUAAUCACCUUAAUUGUUCUCUGGACCCCUUAGGGGCAGGAGAAGUAGUUAGUACAACUAAGUAACACAGGUGAGAAUUGAUGGUUACUGACUUAGGCCAUAGUGCUGAGAAUGCACAGAAGCAGCCAAACUCAAAAUCAAUUUUAGAAAUUGAAAAUGAUUGUUUGGAUGCAGAAGGAAACAUUUCAGAGCAUCAAACCACAUCUCUCUUCCCUCCAGCUCCCCCGUACAGAAUUUCAGGAAGGUUCUGGAAUUUGAAGCACCAUGUAAAACUACAGGCAGGAGUAAUGAAAAAGUAAGGCUUCUUUGAAGUUCUGAUUGAGGAGUAGCCAAAGCCCAUGUGCCAUCCCCAUCACCAUGCAGCUGGGCAACUCUGGGGUAGCAUAUUCUGCGGCAAACUGAAGCUGAGAGGCUGAACUCAGGAUCCUCAGUGGAGGACGGCAGUGAGAUGCUUUGCUGAAAAGAGGAUUAAGCCCUGUAUUGAGAUGGUGGAACCACAUGAUGGAAGCAGACUGGAAGUACUGGGAAGGCAGCAGCCCUGGAGAGCAACUGGACCAUAGUAGAUCUCAUAUGAGCAAGGAGUAAACUUUCAUGUGAUAAGUAACUGAGACCUUGAGGGCUUUUGAUCCUUUAAUUUAGGUCAGUGGUGGAUAUGGCAGUGCAGAGAAAUAAGGGAACUCUGAAAAGUCUCUAUGAAGACAGUAGCCUGGCUCAUAUUGC
This is a messenger RNA of Physeter macrocephalus (sperm whale), 3659 nucleotides long. RefSeq names its product lysine-specific demethylase 4D-like. Lineage: Eukaryota; Metazoa; Chordata; Mammalia; Artiodactyla; Physeteridae. Gene Ontology annotation, cellular component: chromatin; nucleus. Bases 272 to 1837 code for a protein of 521 amino acids. Gene Ontology annotation, biological process: chromatin remodeling; regulation of gene expression. The record is from RefSeq and is a predicted model, not a curated record. The transcript has a single exon. Gene Ontology annotation, molecular function: histone H3K9 demethylase activity.